AUGGCGCUCACCACGCGCAUCAUCAAAGAGACGGAGAAGCUGCAGCGCGAACACCCCGACGGUAUUGAGGCCACACCAUCACCCACAAACCCGCGCUACUUUCAUGUGAAGAUCCGCGGCCCGCCGCAGAGCAGUUACGAAGGCGGCAUCUUUCAUCUUGAACUCUUCCUCCCAGAGGAAUAUCCAAUGGUGCCGCCAAAGGUACGCUUCCUCACACGCAUCUAUCACCCAAAUGUGGAUAAACUUGGCCGCAUUUGUCUCGAUAUCAUCAAGGAUAAGUGGUCGCCAGCCCUGCAGAUCAUUAAGGUGCUGCUCAGCAUACAGCUGCUCAUGUCAAGCCCAAACCCAGAUGACCCGCUCGAUAAUGAAGUAGCUGACGCCUGGAAGCGAGACGAGGCAGAGGCAAUGAGCACCGCGCGAGAGUGGACGCGGAAGUAUGCCACAUCGUAA
This is a messenger RNA of Trypanosoma theileri, 450 nucleotides long. RefSeq names its product ubiquitin-conjugating enzyme E2. Gene Ontology annotation, biological process: protein K63-linked ubiquitination; DNA damage tolerance. Gene Ontology annotation, molecular function: ubiquitin conjugating enzyme activity. Gene Ontology annotation, cellular component: nucleus. The record is from RefSeq and is a predicted model, not a curated record. The coding region runs from base 1 to 450 and encodes 149 amino acids. The transcript has a single exon. Lineage: Eukaryota; Euglenozoa; Kinetoplastea; Trypanosomatida; Trypanosomatidae.